AUGAUUCAUGUUCGCACAGUAACAUAUUCGAAAUUUUCGGAAAACAAAAAAGGAAAUUGCUCCAACGAGAAUGAAACGGAAAAGAACAUUAAUCAUAACCUCACUGCAACAAUAAAUAAGUAUGAGAUUUUUCACGAUGAAGCAGAUGUUAUCUUAGAUGUUACCGAAGAGCAACGGAAGAUAAAUCUUGAAGAUUUGGAAAAACAACAAGUUUAUGAUCCUUACGCAGAUAUAAAUUCGACUCGUGGUACUACUGGUGUAAUUGAAAUUGAGGAGCUUGUUACUCUAUUAGAACGAGACAAGGCUAAGGAUAUUUUUGUUGCUUCAGUGCCAAAGGACUAUUCUUAUGUAGACUAUAUUGUUGUAGUGACAGCAAAAUCACAAAAACAUAUGAGCGCACUGGCCACCUUUGUGCGCAAAGUUUACAAACUAAAAAAACACCCAACUGAUUUAAUACCAAAACUUGAAGGAAAACAUUCUAAUGAUUGGGUGGCGAUAGAUUUGGGAAACAUUGCUCUGCAUAUUUUCUCUCAGUCUGCCAGACAGCAUUAUGAUUUAGAAACUUUGUGGACAGUUGGUUCUCAAUUUGAUGAUAAAACUAAUGAAUCUGAAGACCUAAGUAUAAUGGAUCAGUACAAUGCUAUUUUGGCUGAUUUUCAACCAGCUGAUAAUGUUCAGUAA
Molecule: messenger RNA, 681 nt
Organism: Pseudomyrmex gracilis
Lineage: Eukaryota; Metazoa; Arthropoda; Insecta; Hymenoptera; Formicidae
Gene: RsfS312
Product: mitochondrial assembly of ribosomal large subunit protein 1
Exons: 4
Coding region: 1-681 (226 amino acids)
Biological process (GO): negative regulation of ribosome biogenesis; negative regulation of translation
Cellular component (GO): mitochondrion
Molecular function (GO): ribosomal large subunit binding
Source: RefSeq, a predicted model, not a curated record